AUGAAGAUUAAUACUCUUGCUCUCCUCGCACUAGGGUCUCUUGGUGUAGUUGCCGAUUCAGACUUUGCUGCAACUUGUCAGGACUAUGGUGUUCAUCGGCCGGGUGGCAACGCCAACUAUCCACAAGACCGUACUACUUUCCAAGCAAGCUGUCGCAAGAUAAAUGGUGCCUGGAGCGUUGCCGUCUUCAUCAAUAUCAGCAAAUUAUUUGCUAAUGACGAAGGCAAUCUGGUUGCUCGACUGAACAGUGGUGGUAUGGGGGGAAGCUGUAGGGACCUACGUAUGAAAGGCACUGUCUUGCAUGCUAGAUGCGUCAACUAUAGUGGUGGAACGACUGAUACUUCUAUUGACUUAAGUAGGUCUUGCUACAUUCGUUUUCAUCUACGGGCUUUGCUAAUCAAGGGAGAUCGGCACAUUGCAAACCGGGACGGCAUUCUUACAUACCAUGGCGGCCCCCGCACCUAG
Messenger RNA from Fusarium venenatum, 465 nucleotides. NCBI's taxonomy places the organism in Eukaryota, Fungi, Ascomycota, Sordariomycetes, Hypocreales, Nectriaceae. The record is from RefSeq and is a predicted model, not a curated record.